GUCGCGUUUUACCGCUUGCUGAUCUUGGGUUACGUUACAAGAGGAGAAAUCACCCAGAUGAAGUUUAGUUUGUGUUAAGUAAACCAUUGCAACUUCCAAACAUUUGCCAUUUCUCCGUGUGGAUCAACUACACUUCUUGUUUGGAGCCGUUGGAUUUAUAUACCAAUAUCGUCACAAUGGGAGAUUUAAUCUCUACUCAUCUUGAUGAAGGAAAACGGGAGAUUAUUACAGCGCGGACAAAGGAGGUGAUGGGAGAAUUUUGUCAGUUGUACGAGAAGCAAUACGCAGUGGCCCUCUUUAACCAAGUACGCUUUGAUGUGGAGGGUGGAGGAGGCCCACAGCCACAACUGCUGCACCGGAAAGUUCCUCUGGAGAACAAGUCCAUUUUCUCCGGGGCAUUGUUUCAGUACCUAGAGGAGAAUAAAAAAUGGCGCAAUCGUUUCGUCUUCAUUCCAGACUCCUAUGCCAUCAACUAUUACGAGAACAAACAGGCCCAUGAUAGAGGAUUACAUCCCAAAGGAACCAUUAACUGUGCUGGUUACAAAGUGCUGACCUCAAUGGAGGCGUAUUUGGAGUUGCUGAACACUGCUUUACCUGAUGUUAAGGCUAAAGUUAGUAGUUCUCCGUUCCUGAAAUGUGCGACCCAGUUCCCCCUGAUUCUCUGGCACCCGUACGCUCGCCAUCAUUACUUCUGCGUGACCACAGAAAAAGAGCACCAGAAAUGGAACGCCGUCUUUCAGGACUGCGUGAGACACACAAACAACGGGUUGUCUGAGGAGAACAAGGUUCAGACACCAGCCUUCACAGACGCCGUGAGACUGUACAGGCAGGCGCACGGACAAUACGGGACGUGGGAUAUGAUGUGUGGCACGCCGACGCAAAUCCUGGCCAACCUGGUGAUGGAGAAACUGGUUCCGGAGCUCAGGGAUCUCAUCGCCCCUCGUUUGAAAGGCAAACUGUUCGAGAAACAGAAGAGCUGGAUACUGAUCUGUGAUGCGGUGUACGGGCUGGUUCAGACUCAGACUCAGGCCGAGUACCAGGCGAUCGUGGAGCGAUGUGAGGCAGGGCGCCCCCCGCUGGAGAACUCUAUACGCACAGACAUGGACCAGAUCAUCACCUCUAAGGAACAUGUCACGGGCAAAGUUAGAGCCCUGGUCCUGCCCAAGGCGGAGAAGCUCCUGAAAGUGAGCAUCCAACCCUACAUCGGCUCCAUCCUGGAAGCCCUGAUGGUGCCCACCAGCCGUGGCUUCUCCGAGGUCCGAGAGGUCUUCUUCAGAGAGCUGGUGGACAUGAGCAAGAACCUACUGAACCAGGGCGGCAAGGAAAAACUGGGCGAGCACAUGGAGAAGAUCUCCAUGCUGGCGUUCCACCCAGUGAAGAUGCAGAGUUGCUAUGAGAAGGUGGAGGCGUUGAGUUUGGAGGGCCUGCAGCAGCGCUUCGACGUGUCCAGCCCAUCCGUGUUCGUCCAGAGAGCUCAGAUCCUGAUGAGAGAGCAAAUGGAUGAUGCGGUUUACACGUUCGAGCAGCUCCUUCAUCAGAGUCUGGCGAGUCAGGAGGGAGAAGACAUGUGUAAAACCAUCCAGCGCUGCCAGGAUCGCGUCAUCAAGAAAUUCGACUACGACAGCAGCACAGUCCGAAAGAGGUUUUUCAGAGAGGCUCUGCUACAGAUCUUCAUCCCCUACAUGUUAAAACAGCUCUCUCCAUCCUGCUCCACUGAGCUUCCUCGCUUUCAGGAGUUAAUCUUUGAGGAUUUCUCUCGCUUUAUCCUGGUGGAGAGCAUAUUUGAGGAGGUGGUGCUCCAGACGGUCAUGAAGGACAUUAUGAUGGCGGUGAAAGAGGCAGCCGUCCAGAGGAGACACAACCUGUACAGAGACAGCAUCGUCCUUACCGACAGCGACCCCAACCUGCACCUGCUGGAGGACAACCCCGCCAUAGACUGGGCGGGGCAGUACGGAGGACAAGAUGAGGAGGGAGACGCGGAGACGGUGGACGGGGCCGACGGAGAAGCCCAGAGGAGGCGUAGGAUGAAGCAGGUGGUGUCCAUGAUCCAAAUCGACGGAACCACCCCGCUCCCCAGCGAAUCCUGUCUGGAGGUGCCGGGGGUAGAGGGCAUCCCUGAGGAGAGCGAGGCCGGCCCCGACGUCCAGGCGUCUUCCGGAAGCGAGGCGCCGAUGCCCAACGGAGCCACUUCCGCCGAGGACGUCCAGAUUCCGGACUCUCCCGAAGCCCAGCCCGCCUUGACCAACGGGAACACGUCGAAGAAGGAAGAGGGCAGUUCUCAAGAGAGUCCUGUCGAAAAGGAGCCAACGCAGGAGAGCUUGGGACAAGACUCGGAGAACAAACUGGCCAUAGCGAGUGCCAUCCAAGAAAUUGAGGACGUAGUUAAAGAAGAGGAAAACCAGCAGAGUUUGGAAGCUACCACACAGAAAGCUGAGGAAAUUUCACCUCCAAAUCAGGAGCAGAAAUCGGAACCAGAAAAGCAAGAGGAAGGAGAUACAAGCGUAAAUGACAAGGAGGAACAUGCAUCAACAGACCAAAAGGAGAUGGAAGCACCUCCUGACAGUGUGGAGGAGUCUUCUCCAACCGAAGAGGAGGAGAUAACUACAGCCCCUUCAAACGAAGCAGAGAAUAGCCAAACAGCAACGGAAGACGAUUCACACUCACCGUCAGAGUUGGAACAGCCCACGACUGACUCCGGUCACCGUGACGACAGUGGCUUCCAGUCCCCCACCAAUGGGGCAGCAGAGGAGGAGAAGCCUCAGUCAAGCCACUCCCCAUCUAAAGCCACAGAGAACCACAAUGACUCCGAAACUGGGGAGGAGCUAGCAGGGAAAGGUGCUACCCCCGAAACCCCGCCCACAAACGAGGAAUGA
This is a messenger RNA of Chanos chanos (milkfish), 2873 nucleotides long. RefSeq names its product niban apoptosis regulator 2b (gene niban2b). The transcript is spliced from 14 exons. Bases 177 to 2873 code for a protein of 898 amino acids. The record is from RefSeq and is a predicted model, not a curated record. Lineage: Eukaryota; Metazoa; Chordata; Actinopteri; Gonorynchiformes; Chanidae.